Molecule: messenger RNA, 1851 nt
Organism: Macrosteles quadrilineatus (aster leafhopper)
Lineage: Eukaryota; Metazoa; Arthropoda; Insecta; Hemiptera; Cicadellidae
Product: nudC domain-containing protein 1
Exons: 12
Coding region: 92-1837 (581 amino acids)
Source: RefSeq, a predicted model, not a curated record
AACAAACCUAACAAUCUGAGAUACAAGUCAUAAGUUUAGUGAUUAUACUGUACAAUUUUGAUUCAUUAUAAUAACCCAAAAUAACGCGGCAAUGUUAACAGAACUGAGACCAUCAAAGGAUCUACUGGACUCAAACUUCUCUGGGUACAAACUAUCCUUAGAUCCAAUACCAGUGUAUCGUCAGAGUAUUGUCGAAGGUGUAGACCAUGUUGGCCAGAGUGAAGAUCAGUAUUCAUUCAUCCACACAAAGUUGUUCUCUCUCCACAACCAUUUGUACUGCGACCCCUGGCGUGACAACACGGUUGUCUUCAUUGAUAACAAGUGGCAAGUCAUCAGGGCUUCUGUCCUUCCUGAGACAGGUAGAGUGGACGGGCUACAGACGGUGUGGAAGCUACCGCACCAGAACCAACGUAGAGUUGGCCACUUUAACACCAGCGUGCUGUUCCCCAGCAGAGACAUUGCGUUGGUAGCCGAUGGUUGCGGCCGUCUGCACAUCCUCGACUGUGCCAAUGACACUUGGCAGUGUGAGCACAGCCUAGAAGUGACAGCAGACUGUGGAAAUGUGCUGAUGACAGCUGCAGUUACUGCUGAAGCUGCACUGCACUGUGUGCUGCUGUCUCUGGAGGCUAUAACGACAGAUCCUGUAUCAUCUGCUGACCCCAACAAACCCCGACCUGCCUCUGUCAAAUCAGUUCUCCAUUGGCUGACUCUUAAAAAAGUUGACGGUGGAACAUGGAGUGUUGAGUGUACUAGACAGUUGGAAGGUGCAGGAGCUGUUGACUACGUGGCACUUGAACCUACAGGUGCUGCUCUCUAUGUGGCCAGUAACACCACCUUUGCCUUUUCAUUUGACUCUGCUAAUCCUCUUCCACCAUCUGCAGAGAAAACAAACAACGAUGAACUGAAUCCUCCAGCCUACACUUGGCAGCAGAGUGAAGAUGACAUUAAGGUCGUAGUUGAGGUGGCUGAUGGUGUGACCAGAGAUCAGAUUGAUGUCAAGGUAGAGGCCAAGCUACUGAUGAUCUGCUGUGGGACGACUACAAUAGUAGAGGGACCUUUGCUGUAUACUGUGGACCACAAACUAACCACUUGGAGUCUACAAGACAACAGACUGGAGGUGACUCUAACCAAGCAGGAGGUAGGACUGAUGUGGUCAGAGCUUGUACCAUCAGACACUACAGGAAGACAAGUGAUAGACCCAGCUGUAGUGGAGGAGGUCCACUCUAGACUGAGCCACCUCUGCAGCGACACGCAGGUGAAGGAGUCAGGAGAGGGGGUCGCUCCCACCUUUAACCUGGAUCAGCUGGAGGAGUGUGAUUCAGCCCCAGAGGACAGCAGAAGUCUGGUCAGACUGGAGCCUGAGACACAUUCUGUCUCUCAUUACAUCUCCCUGGCUGGUCACCAGUGGCUUACAGCUGUGUUGGAGACUGCGGACUAUCCUGCGUGUGUCUGUGUGCGUCAUGACGUUGACGGCUGCGUGUGGAGACUAGACCCUCCCUCCUCUACCUCAGCAGAGUGGCCGUGCAAACAUGUCGGCACCUUUGCAGCUCUGGGCUAUGUGGCGGCCUCCAAGACACAGCGGAAGUUCCUAGUUGCUGCACAAGACCUGUCGUAUGCCGUGAUCUGUGAAGCAGCCAGCCGCGUCUAUGUUUACCGCAAAGCUACCAAGGUCAACGGUGAGCUGAGGAAUCGCAAGACUUCGGCUAGGUUUGAAACUGUUGCUAAACAACAACUUAUCAAUUUAGAAACUGAUUCCCCAGUUCUGGGAGUGUAUGCUUCACCUACAUACUUGUUCAUUCUUACAAAUGAUACACUUUAUACUUUUCACAUUCAAUAAACCUACUUAUCAAA